Hydra vulgaris (swiftwater hydra) is the source of this 2862-nucleotide messenger RNA. Its product is annotated as transcription factor RFX3. Lineage: Eukaryota; Metazoa; Cnidaria; Hydrozoa; Anthoathecata; Hydridae. The record is from RefSeq and is a predicted model, not a curated record. Gene Ontology annotation, molecular function: DNA-binding transcription factor activity, RNA polymerase II-specific; RNA polymerase II cis-regulatory region sequence-specific DNA binding. Gene Ontology annotation, biological process: regulation of transcription by RNA polymerase II.
UUAGUGCAACACGUAAUUUUCGCAAAGGAUUGUUGGGCUAUAUUUCGUUAGGCCGCCAUUUUCAUUGUUGUUGUUGGUUUCGAGAAAAGGCGAACUUUCACCUUGGUGACCAGCACUUGUAACUUGGCGACAAAUUCGAUCCCUUCCCCAGGAUAACAUUUAUUCACAUUUUAUAUAGGUCAUUGUAAUGGAAGAGAGUUCAUUUUCACAAACCUUUAUAGAUAACGAAAAUAAUUCAAACUCAAUGGAUGAUGUAAAACCAAUUGCUUUUCAUUUCACUGAUUAUGAUUCACAGAAUAUAUCUUCUUCAUCGAUUAUUACACCAGUUAGUUUGACAAAAGUAAAUCUUCAAAAAAAAAACAUAGCUAACAAUACCUCAACUUUAAUGCAACAUUCAAAUAAUACAUUGCAUCAAUCAUUAAAUAUAGAACAUCAUUUACUAGAUCAUACAACAACUACUUCUAGCGCAAAUUUUAUUCUCAAAACAAGCAAAAGUAAUGGCCAGCAAGCAUAUGUAACUAUUAAAGUGCCUCAAAAUUCUUCUAGUGGUAAAGAUGAGUGUCAUGUUAUACCAUUAAGCAUUCACUCUCUGAGAACAAAAGAUCUUUCUGCAGCUAAUGGUGGCAACUUGAUGCAACCUCACACAAAGUCAGAUGUUAAUGCUAAGAGCAAUACUAUUAUAAUGCAAAAAAUGAACAAUGUUCAAGGUUAUAGUGAAAGUCAAACCUAUGCGAAUCAAAACUCUCCCAUAAACAUGGGAAGUGGCUUUAAUUAUGGAAGCACGCACGACAACACUAUUUACUCUCAAACCUCAAAUAUGCCUACUUUUAUGGAAAGUUCUCAUGGUGUUUCUCAUAACCACUUAUACCAAGGUUAUUCUAAUCAACAAAAUCACCCUGGUUCAAUGUCUGUUGGUGUUAGUGCACAAGCGAUCGGUGUAGCACAUCAAGCUCAGUAUUUACAACCUGGACAGUCUGCAAAUCAAAGAGUGCCCAUCUCACACACUACACGAGCCUCACCUAUGACUGUACAGUGGUUAAUAGAAAACUAUGAAACAGCUGAUGGUGUCAGUCUGCCACGCAGUACUUUAUAUAGUCACUAUUUAAGGCAUUGUUCUGAAAGCAAAAUUGAUGCCGUUAAUGCAGCAAGCUUUGGAAAACUAAUACGAUCAGUUUUCCUUGGUUUAAAAACUAGAAGGCUUGGAACAAGAGGAAACUCAAAGUACCAUUACUACGGUAUACGAGUAAAACCCAAUUCGCCGUUGUCUCGGUUGACAGAUGACACGCAAGUUGCUUUACGUGCUCAGCCCGUAGCAUCUAAGAGAACUAUUGGUAGUGCAUCUUAUGAUCAAACAGGAGCACGUGUUGAAGCAACAUCUACAAAUAAUGAAGGAAUGACAGCAGCAUCGUACCAACAAUACCUUGGUGAUACUUCUGAGGGAUUACCUGAGGUUCCUGCUAUUGAUCUUACAGAGUCUCUUCCUGAGGGUGUCUCAAAACUAGACGUAACGUCGUUUGGUAAUUAUUAUAGAAGCCAUUGCGAGGCACUUCUUGAAGUCAUUUCUAAUCUGCAGUUUGAUUUAGUCGAAGCUUUGUGGCAAGCUUUUUACAGAAGUCCAGCUGCAGCUGAUAAAACUGAUAACGGUACUCUAGAAUCACAUGACUACAGCAUAUCAAAGACUAUGCUUAUAGUUUUGUGCAAAUAUAAGCCAAUGCAAGAGUUUAUUAAGGAGACAGAUUAUCUUCUAUAUCAGAAGCUGGUUACAUUGUUGGUUCCCGAUGUGCUUCGUGCAGUUCCAAGCACAUUGACUCAGGCAAUCAGAAACUUUGCGAAAAGUCUUGAAAAUAUGCUUAUUGGUAGUAUGUCAGAAAUGCCAAAAGAAAUUGUUAACAUAAAGGUUGCUGCCGCAAGUGCGUUUUCGCAAACGCUACGUAGGUACACAUCAUUAAAUCACUUGGCACAAGCUGCUCGAGCAGUAUUGCAAAAUCCCCAGCAAAUUAAUCAGAUGUGGUCUGAUCUAAAUAAAGUUGACUUUAAUAAUGUUCAAGAACAAUCUUCUUGGGUAUGUCAAUGCGACGAAGCUCUCAUUCAGAAACUUGAAGAAGAUUUUAAACGAACACUUUCUCAACAGCAAUCACUUGAGGAAUGGGCUCAAUGGUUGGAAUCAGUUGUUAGCAUGGUACUUGAACAACACCAAGGCCGCGACUCUUAUCCAAAAGCAGCGAGACAAUUUCUUUUAAAUUGGUCUUUUUACUCAUCUAUGAUCAUUCGCGAUCUUACUCUUCGUAGUGCCGCAAGCUUUGGAUCUUUUCAUCUUAUUCGGCUUCUUUACGAUGAAUACAUGUUUUAUUUAAUAGAGAACAAGGUUGCCGCUCAUACUGGAAAGUCGCCGUUGUCUGUAAUGGCAGAAUGUGUUAACAAUUCAAUGCUUCAUAGCUUCAACGAUGACGAUGACGAUGGGGAAAGUUCUAACGACGAGGGAAGCGCGUCUCCGCCACACGCUCAAAGCAGAUCUGUCGAUUUAUCAGAAUCAAUUUUGUCUCAAACGUUAGUCCGCAACGAUGAACCUCCGUUAAAACGUACAAAGUAGCAUAGAUUGAAUUUUCGUUUUUUAGUCAUCAUUUUUAAAAUUGAAAUGUCAUUCGCAUUUUUUGCGGAUCCGAAGUGUUUCAAUGCAAAAUUGUUUUACAUUUUAUGAAUGUUUUCCAUGUUGAGAUUUAAAUUCAUUAAAAUAACCUAUAUCUAAUAACAAUUGUUUCGUAAUGUGAAUAAGACCAUGCGAUAAAAAUAACCAAAACGAAAAAUUAAAACCAAUGUAUUUGAAUUGCAUAUUAUACCCAAUUAAAUUUUCUUAAAGAUUUA